Molecule: messenger RNA, 1662 nt
Organism: Paramuricea clavata
Lineage: Eukaryota; Metazoa; Cnidaria; Anthozoa; Malacalcyonacea; Plexauridae
Source: the annotation of a GenBank genome assembly
AUGGCGUCAUACGACACCGGUUAUGAAGAUGAACGAUUUCAACAUCCCGUUGGUCACACGUUGCAUUGUAGCAUUUGUAUGAAUGUUUUAAAGGAUCCAGUUAUGUGUGGACAGAAUGAGCAUCUCUUUUGCCGAGCUUGUAUCACUCCUCAUCUCAUGAACUUUCAGACAUGCCCGACAUGCAUGGAACCACUCACUGUCGAUACUCUAACCCAAGCAUCGCGGGGUAUAAGAAACCUACUGGCGGAGUUGAAAAUUCGAUGUGAAUUCUUCAAUCGUGGUUGUGGGAAGUUUAUUGAGCUGGGAGAUCUUGAAAGGCAUGUUACAGACUGUGGGUUCGCCCCCGUAGUUUGCUCUAACGAAGGAUGUCGGCUUGAAGUGAAUAAACGAGAUUUGCUUCACCAUGAAACAGCUGUGUGUGAACUACGCAGAGUUCAGUGUCAUAACUGUAACGAAAUCCGGCAAGAGAUUGAUACUGUGAAAGUCAGUUUGGUGGCAAUGGAUGAAAAGUUGGACAGAAAUGAGAAAGAAGUUGCGGCAAACAUGAAAACUGUGGAAGAGAAUGUGAUUGCAAAAGUUGAACUGGUUCAAGAGCAAUUUAACAAGCAGGAAGAAAGCAAUCGUCAACUCAAAGCGGACAAUGAAGAAAUGAAGAAAAGUUUAAAUGAAAUGACAAGGUUACUGGAAAAUAUGGCACAAGCAUUGCCUGAAGUUCAAGCUGAACAAAUGAGAAAGGGAAUUGCAGAAUCUGAUGGAAUGGACAGAGAGCCGAAGUUGAUCAUUGCGGGAGGUAUUAAUGAAACUGGACGUUUAAAUACUGUGGAGAUGUUCAGUGUAUCAAAUGGCACUUGGGCAACACUACAACAUUUGAGAAAAGCUCGCCAAGGAGCAUCAUCAGUUGUUUACGAUAAUAAAGUCUUUGUCAUUGGAGGCUACGUUUCCACUUGUGGAACCAAGUCCAUGGAAAUGUUAUCAGUGAAUGCUGUUCACGGUAACCAGUCCAUAGCUUGGAAAAACGUUCCUGUUGUGUUACCAGGAAAGUUCCAUGCACACUGCAGUGUAAUUUAUAAUGGACGAUUGAUAGUAAUUGGAGGUUAUGAUGCUGAGAAACAUGCAUGUUCUGAUGGUAUUAAUGAGGUUUCUCCUGUUCUACCUUACACCAAUAAACUGUUGGCUACCAUGCCACAGAAAAGAUGGUACCACUGUGUAGCAUUGUUUGGUGAUAAAAUCGUGAUUGUGGCAGGAGUACAGGGAAUGAAUUAUGGGACAAAUCUUAAAAGUGUUGUGUUGUACGAUAUCACUAAGAAUGAAUGUCAGGAGUUAGCACCCCUCCCUUACGGCGUGAGUGAAAUGGCCACAGUCAAGUGGGGUGAUGACAAUGUUAUCCUAGCGGGAGGCGUUGAUAGUGACAGUAAACCAUUAAACAAAGUUUUAAUGUACAACAUCAAGACCCAGAAGAGUCACAUGUUACCAGAGAUGAAGUAUAAGAGGCAAGGAUGUGUGGCUGCAGUUGUCAGAGACACUGUGAUUGUCAUGGGAGGCAAAGAUGAAAGAGGAACUUUUUUAAAGUCAGUGGAAGGCUUUAGAUUCGAUAGUUACAGCUGGCAAGAACUUCCAGAGUUACGUGAAGGGAGAUACUGUGCUACUGCAGUUGUAUGUUAG